UCUCCGGCAAGAACUACAACUCCCAGCGGUCCCUUCGCGCUGAGUGCAGUUGUAGAAGCCCCGGGAACCCGCACGUUACUGUGAACGGAAGUUGAGGAGCUGACACAGGGUCAGGGGUGUACACGACUUGACAGGAAGGGAUGGUGGGGGCAGUAGGACAGGGUGUGCGGUAAAUAAUGACGAUACUAUAAGUAGCUGUGUGUGACCGGCCGCCUCUUCCACCCGUUUAAGAAAUGAUGGAAACCGGGAUGGACUUCCAGAAGCAGACGCCCUCGCCGCCCUCUUAUCUCUCGGGGAACCUGCUUGAGGCUCCUCACAUGGACUUGGAGACGCAGGAGCUACUGACUGGUACCAGCCAUGAAGAGUGCUGCGGUACCGCAAGCCCGGGCUCAGUAGACAUUGAUAGUAGAGCGCCCCCGCGUGUUGACAGUUGUCCAGACAUGGACACCAGACCGCCACUGGAGGUCACAGGCAUGGAGUCACAGCUGGACCCAGCAGGGCAGGGCAGUGCCUUCCACAUGCAGGAGCUUCUCAACGAGUUACCUACCAUGACCUGCCCCUCUAAUGGGGAUCACUAUGAAGGGGAGGCCCCCCAUAAAUGCCAGCCGUGCCUACUACAUAUUGCCAUGGGGAAAGGGUUUGCGCAACGUCUGCAGCGACUGUCGGAAUCCAGCACGGUACCAGAUGGCGGUAAUGGACUCUUUCUGACAGACAACGGCAAAGAUGGGAUGUUCACCCUCUUCCAGUGUGAAGAGGGCACAUUAUCACCUGGGGAUGCCAGGACGCCCCUGGCCAGACUGGAGGCUAUAUCUAGCAAUGAGCAGUACUCUGAGGCUGGGGGGCAGGAGGAAGAAGAGUCCUCAUCAUUGUCUUCUGGACUCAGCAGAGAAGACUCUUCAUGUAGCCUGGCAGAUCAAGAGCUUCAGCAGUCCCAGCGUAAUGUCCAGGAGGUGAGAGGAGGCGCUGUUAGUACUUACUGUCAAAGCGCUUGGAGAACAGCGCAGCUGGAUGGUGGGGUCCCACAGACAUUGCCGGGGUCUGAGGACUAUCCAGCACCUCCGAAAGUGCCCGGUCCUUGUGAAGCAGAGGAUUUACUGGAUGGGGUAGUUUUUGGUGCCAAAUAUCUGGGAUCUACACAGCUGCAGUGUGAGAGACACCAGACACCCAGCACACGUAUGCGGCAGGCACAAGAGGCAGUGGAUAGGGUGAAGGCACCAGAUGGGGAAUCUCAGCCUAUGACAGAGGUGGAUGUCAUGGUGUCUACACAGCGUGUCAAAGUCCUGACUGCAGACACUCAGGAGGCCCUUAUGGAUCACCACUUGCAGACGAUUUCCUAUACAGCUGACAUUGGUAAUAUAGUGGUAAUCAUGGCACGCAGGAAAUCGCCACGCAGUCAGGACCAACAGUCUUCACACAAGAGGCCACAUAAAAUGCUGUGCCACGUCUUCCAGUCUGUUGAUGCUCAACUCAUUGCCCAGGCUAUUGGUCAGGCUUUUGGGUUGGCAUACCAGAACUUCCUUCGCACUGAAAGUUUGGAACCUGACAGACACGAGACUACACGCGUGACAGAACAACUGUACAAUGCAGACCUUGCCCACUUCACCAAGGAGGAGAACAUCAGGGAGGUUUAUAUCCAGAAAGAGAGAGGAGAAAUGUUGGGUGUGGCUGUCGUGGAGUCAGGGUGGGGAUCCUUACUCCCCACUGUAGUAAUUGCCAAUUUAAUGCAUGCAGGACCAGCAGAACGUAGUGGAGAACUGAGCAUUGGGGAUCACGUGACCAGUGUCAAUGGCACAAGUUUAGUUGGGCUUCCUUUUUCUACCAGCCAGGGAUUAAUCCGGGACCUGAAAGGUCAAUCUGAGGUGGUCCUAAGCAUUGUUCGCUGCCCCCCAGUUGUUACAGCGAUUAUUCAGAGGCCCGACACCACUUACCAGCUAGGCUUCAGUGUAGAAGAUGGAGUGAUCUGUAGCCUUGUACGGGGAGGUAUUGCUGAACGAGGAGGCAUCAGAGUGGGGCAUCGAAUCAUUGAAAUAAAUGGACAAAGUGUGGUGGCCACAGCACAUGAGAAGAUUAUCCAGACGCUGUUGGAUGCUACAGGGGAGGUCCAUAUAAAAACCAUGCCAGCCUCCACCUACAGACUGCUCACCGGACAAGAGACCCCAGUAUACCUCUGAGGAACAGCUCCACUUUUAUAUGUACAGACUUUGCUUGUCCUACUGGAAAACCGUUGUCUUCAUAUGUCAAGGAUAUUCUUCUGUCCACAACCAUGUUGUGCCUUUUACAUUUUAAGGUGGAUGUCUACCAAGUAGAACUGAAAUCAAAUCUGUACCAGACAUGUUUUUAUUUAGAUAUUAAUAUUUAUACUCCUAUCUUUGCCUGGCUUUUCAGAUCUAUAAUGUGAGCAGAUACCAGUGAAAUAUGUGACUGCUUGCUGCAACUGAAGCCAUCUCCUGUGAACACUGCUAACGGCUUUAAAAUGGUAUUCCCUUCUCAUAAGUGAUGGCAUAUAGCAUCUUUGUAUGAUGAUUGAGGGGUGCUACUCUGGGACACCUGCCGAUCCUGAAAAUGAAGGGACCGAAGCACUGAUUCAGUGCUGCAAUUCCUUCAGUCUUUCCCUACAUAGCAGUGCUCCUGCCCACCCACUGUGCUGGGUAACUGCAGCAAAGCUUCAUUUAAGUGAAUGGGAGCAGUUGUAGUUCCAUAACUGGGCAGCCAGGGGCACCACAGUAUUCACUGGAUGAUUGGAGGUCAGACACCCACCAAUCAUAAAGUGGUGCCAUCACUUUAUGAAAUAGGAAUGCAUUUAUUAACACAAGCAGUGAUACUGUAGCUUACAUUUCAGCCUGUACAAGACCAAUAUGCUCAGUACUGAAGCAGCACCGGUCACAGUUGGAAAGUAGGCAUUCAAUGUUUGGUAGAGAUGUCAGUUGUCCUUAGUAUCAAAAAGAUCCAUAGAUGGAUGCAUACUAAGAAGCAAAAGUGUAACCAAUCUGAACAGAGAUGCCACAGCAAUGUGGGCGCUGAUGUUGGUUGUCAGUGUAAAGGAAUUGCGGGGACUUUCCACUGGUUUUUAGCUGCAGGAGUAAUGGGAAGCCUUAUUUAUGGGAAAAGUGCAAUAAGAAAACGGAAGCAUUUCUAGCUGUAACAUUCAGGGUAGGCCUUUCCUGCACUGUGUAUAUUGUCUGACUCAUGUUUGGUACAGGUUACUGGCUACAUACUGUUCUAUUUUUAAUAAAUAUAUUAUAAUUGCCUAUCCA
This is a messenger RNA of Bufo gargarizans (Asiatic toad), 3254 nucleotides long. It is a transcript of the gene APBA3, whose product is annotated as amyloid beta precursor protein binding family A member 3. Bases 234 to 2171 code for a protein of 645 amino acids. Gene Ontology annotation, molecular function: amyloid-beta binding; protein binding. Gene Ontology annotation, biological process: chemical synaptic transmission. Gene Ontology annotation, cellular component: plasma membrane; dendritic spine; cytoplasm. The record is from RefSeq and is a predicted model, not a curated record. NCBI's taxonomy places the organism in Eukaryota, Metazoa, Chordata, Amphibia, Anura, Bufonidae. The transcript is spliced from 10 exons.